UUUCAUCCGGGGGUUAUCCCACGAGUGCUUCUCCGAAACAGUCUUUGUGGUGGAGUAAAGUUCAAUGUGCAUUUAAGGAGCCCAUAACGGUAAAUGCAUUUCUCAGAGAGAUAUUAAUAUAUUAGUACAGCCAGGAUUAAGGGUCUCACUCACUGACCAGCCAUGGCAUCUGGAGGAUUUUAUGGCAGAGGAGGAAGGGGCAGGUCAAUUCUAGAUGCUUUGAAGCAACCAGCACGGAAACCGGGUCAACAAGAGGAGCAAGCUCAAGCGCAGGCCACUGCCCCAGUUGCCCCCCAGAGUAGUGAUGCAACACCAAAGCCAACCACUGCCCCCAUUACCCUGGGAAGAGGGGGAGGACUGCUAGCCAUGAUGCAGAAAGCCCAGCUUAGUUCUCAGCCAGGUGCUUCAGCAGAAACAACAGCUCCCAAACCUGCUGGUCCAGCUAUGCCCUUUACCAUGCCAAAAGGAAGGGGUCUUGGCGGCAUGAAAGAACUGCUUCAAAAGGCCUCACAGGGCAGAGGAAUGCCUGCGUCCGUCGAGGCUUCAAGUCAGCCAUCUGCAGCAGUUACCUCCUCAUCCAGUACACCUCCACAACCUUCAGGUGCUGGUGCUGCUCUUUCCCCUGCCCCACCCACAGAGGAGUUGAGCAGACUAACAAUAUAUGAGAGGAGGGAGGCUGUCCAUCGUUCAGGAGAAGAAGGAAAAGUAAUGCCAUUCUCCGCCAACCAUAUCCGUGUCAAGUGCAGGAACAGCGGAGUUUUUCAGUAUGAUGUGAAGUUUGAUCCCGUCAUAGACAGUAAAGGCAUGAGGAUUGGCAUGCUUAAUGAACAUAGACCUGUUAUUGGUCAGACCAAAGCCUUUGAUGGAAGACUCCUCUUCUUGCCUAUCAGACUGCCACAAAAUGAAACAGUUCUGCACAGUGUUAGGAAGACUGAUGGUAUUAAUGUCACAAUCACCAUCAGGUUAACAACAGUUGUGGAUCCUACUCAGUGUGCUCAUCUCUACAACAUUGUCUUCAGAAGGAUCAUGAGCAUCUUGGACAUGUGUCAAGUUGGCAGAUACUAUUACAAUCCCCACACACCCUCGCAAGUGCCACAGUACAAACUGGAAGUGUGGCCAGGAUAUAUUAGCUCAAUCAAGGAGCAAGAAGGUGGACUGUUGCUCAACCUGGAUGCCUCUCACAGAGUACUGCGCACAGAAACAGUACUAGAUGUCAUGCAAAGUAUAGCCGUCAGGAAUCCAAAUAACUGCCAAGAUGAUAUAGUUCGCAAGGUGAUUGGGUCUGUUGUACUCACUCGCUACAACAACAAGACAUACAGGGUGGAUGAGAUCAAGUGGGACAUGAAGCCCCUCGACACCUUCAAGAGUUGUUCCACAGGGGAGGAGAUUUCCUUCUUGGACUACUACAGGAAAAAUUAUAACAUCACUAUUCGUGACGCGGAACAGCCCCUCCUCAUCAACCGUCCAAGGAAGAAGCGUGAACCAGGGGAGAGGGAGCCUAAGAUUGAGAUGAUCUGCCUGGUCCCUGAACUGUGUUACAUGACAGGUCUUACAGAUGAGAUGAGAUCUGAUUUUAGGCUCAUGAAGGACAUUGCUGUGCACACUCGGGUCACACCUAUGCAAAGAAUUAUUGCAAUGAGAAAGUUCAUUAAUAGCAUCAAUACCACUGAUGAGGCAAGGAAACAGCUGGAAAACUGGGGUCUUGAGUUGGAAACAGACACCAUAAGAAUUGAGGGUCGCCUGUUGAAAGAAGAAAAGAUAAAAAUGCAUCGUAAAGAUUUCAUGGCUGGUCCGGAAGCUGAUUUUGGGCGAGAAGUGACCCGAUCUUCAGUGCUUGUUGCAGUUGAUCUUCGCAACUGGAUUGUCUUCUUCACUAAGAGAGAUACGCCCAGAGCUGUUGACUAUAUCCAGAUGAUGAAAACAGUGGGUCCACAAAUGGGCAUUCAAAUUCAAGAUCCAUUAAAACGGGAUUUGAAAGAUGAUCGCACAGAGACAUUUGUAAGAAGUUUGCGGGAAAACGUCAACCCAAGGGUUCAAAUGGUUGUUGUGAUCUGUCCGACCAGCCGAGAUGAUAGGUACUCAGCAAUUAAGAAGUUUUGCUGUGUUGAAUGUCCUGUGCCUUCACAGGUUAUUAUCUCCAAAACAAUUGGAAAUCAAAACAAACUGCGAAGUGUGACUCAGAAGAUUGCUCUUCAAAUGAACUGCAAGCUUGGUGGAGAGCUGUGGGCCUUAGAGAUUCCUCUGAAAGAUCUGAUGAUCGUGGGAAUCGAUGUGUUUCAUGACGCAUCAAAGGGCAAACGCUCCAUAGCUGGGUUCGUUGCUAGCACCAACCGCACAUGCACCCGUUGGUUUAGCCGAGUACACUUCCAGGUGCCACAUGAAGAAUUGGUCAAUGGACUAAAGACAAGUCUUCUGUCGGCUCUUAGAACAUACCAUGAGAUUAAUCACAAGCUGCCUGAGAAAAUCCUCGUGUACCGUGACGGAGUUGGGGAUGGACAGCUGAAGGUCGUGUCUGAACAUGAAGUCAAGCAGCUGGCCACAUGUUUCAUGCACUUCCCCAACUAUGAGCCCAAACUGUCUGUAGUGGUUGUCCAGAAGAGAAUCAACACCAGACUCUUCUACCAAACUGGAAGUAACAGAGUAGACAACCCACCGCCUGGAAGUGUCAUGGACCACACUAUCACCCGUAGAGAUUGGUAUGACUUCUUUCUGGUGUCCCAACAUGUGAGGCAGGGAACUGUGUCCCCUACCCAUUACAUCGUUGUUCAUGAUGGCAGUGGCAUGAAGGCAGACCACAUGCAGAGGCUGGCCUACAAGAUGACCCACAUGUAUUACAACUGGCCAGGCACAGUCAGAGUACCAGCACCUUGCCAGUAUGCUCACAAACUUGCAUAUUUGGUUGGCCAGAGUAUUCACAAGGAGCCAAGUGAACUGCUGUCCGACAGGUUGUUCUUCCUGUAAGCAAACAUCACACUGUUCAUUCAGAUGAAUCUCUCCAUUCCAGACAACACUGCCACAUCUCAGGGAAUGUAAAUAGGCUUGUUCUGUUGUGCUUGCAUAAUCAAAGGACUCAGUGAAGAGCAUGUGGUGCUCAUAUAUGUUUACAUGAGUUUUAAUAACAGUCGGCACUCCUCCAACAGGACUAACAGUGUGAUGGUAACGAUGUACUUUGUUGUCAUGCUCAUUCAACUGCCAGGAUGAAGAUGUCUGAACGUUUGUUUCUGUGAUCAUUCAGUUUUUAGUUGGACCAAUGAGUUCCAGUAUGUUUUGUAGGUUGAGCUGUCCCACAAUUAUUAUUUAUUUCAUAUUUUAUGUUAAUGUCUGUGAUUUUAGAAGGAUUUUAGAACCAGUUGGAUGAUGAUGUUGAUAUGAUAAGUUAGCAAAUGUAGUAUUCAGAGUGUUUUGGCAAGAAAAUAAACAUGCAAUCUACAUGAGAUCUACUUGCAAUAAUUGAAAUAUUUCUACAUCAAUUGUCUUCACUCUUUGAUAAAGGAGGUCAAUUUCAUGUGGAGCCUUUGCAUACUAACAGUUUUCAAAAAAUGUUUGAGCGUGUGGAUAUCUAGUCAGCCUGUAUGAGUGCAUUGUUCUAACGUGUGUGUGUGUUUCAUCAUCAUAUUAUUGUUUGUUUCUGCUUUAUUAGACAGUUAACACUUUCAUUCAGAAGUCUGACCCACAUGAGACCAUCUUUAUGCCUCAAGCAUAUUUGAGCUGACAGGAAAAGUAACCUAGUGUCUCUUAAUUGAGUCGAAAAUAUAAAAUAUAAAAUUGAAGACCAAUGCUUGCAGAUAAGCUGUCUGAAUUAUUGCUACCAUGUUUAUAUUUGUGCAUAGAAAUAUGAAGUAAUAACUACUGAUACCUAGAAAUAGAACAAUGUUGACGAGUAGAAGGAUAAGCGUUGAUAACAAUUUGACAACCCUAGAUAGUUUGUGAAAAUCUGUGAAGUAUGAAAUUAUACUUAUUUCUAAAAAGAUGUUCAUGCAAGAAUACAACUUUAAAAAAUACCAAAUUCUUACGACAUUAUUGGAAUAAAAACAACCUAAAAUUGGACCUGUGGCAUUGUUUAAUAAAGUUACAAAUUGGAUGGGAGACAUCUAGGGAAGACUUUCCCAACUUCACCAUUUGUGUAAGUAAUACAACAAUAUGUGGAGCAUUGCUCACUCAAUCAGCAUGGCGAGAGGGCUGGUAGCACAGAGAGUUGGUCUAAAAUGAUUGACAGGGUGCUUGUAUGUCGUUUACUGAGACUGGUUUCACCAGCGUCAGCAACUAUGGAAGGUUUUGUCAAACAUUGAUACAUGUCAAUACUUCUAACAUAAGAGCGUUUAGAACACAGGCUUGUAAUGUUUCUUUUUUUAAACUUGCAUUAUAAUACAUGACAUUUAAAGAUUAAAACAAAAUGCCUGAUUUUUCAACAGUUGUCAGAGUCAUGUACUUAUGCAUCUUUAUGUAAUUGUGAUACAUAUAUUAUGGCAACCUGUUGAAGGCUAUGUUUUGGUACUUAUAUAUCAUUAGGAAUAACAUGUAGUAAUCAAGCUGUGUCAGGUGUGUCAGGAAACCAAAAAUCUGUUUUACUAUACCAGAACUGUUGGCUGUUCUUAUGCUGAACUGGAAUAUUAUGAUAAUCUUUUAGGAACACUUAAAGAGUUGAACAUUUGUGUCAAAGAAAGUUUUCUAGUUGGUGUAUUUGGAAGCAAGUGUGAUGUGUACAUGUUGCUUAGACACUGAAUUGUUUUAUUUUAUUCAUGAUCAAUGUGUCUUACAUUGAAACCCAUUUUAACUUCACAUUUGUUCAUCUGUGACAAGCAUCUGUGUUUUCUGUUAAAUUUUAUUUGAAAAUAAGAACAGCAUUAUUUUUAUAUUUGAUAACUUGCCAAUAAAACAAUAUUACAAUAUUGUUUUAGGUCUGCUGGCAAUAUUAAGUUAGGUAUAAAACCAUAUCAUAAUUAAGUUGGAAAUGUGAACAUAAUUGUUAGAUAUUACAAUCAAGACAAAUUCAUAUUUAAGCUUUAAGAUAUGAAAUAAAUGAUUUCUUAUUGAGCACAAUUGGAUAUUUAGAUAAUCAAAAUGUAUGUAUCCAGUGGGUUAAAAUUUGUUUCCAUUUUCAUUAAGGAUACUUCUUAUUGAUGCGUUUUAAUACUCAGUAAUUACCUGUUUUGACCUCAGAAUGUUAAUGGCAAGGUACUUCAAACAUUUCAAAGAUCAUUUAUUUUCUCAUUUAUCAAGAAUGAAAAGUGAUUAGGUCCUGUUGAGGAAACUGCCUCAGAUGUUAUCUUUUUAAUUUGAACAUAGUUCAAUCAGUAAGUCCAUACAUUUUAUACUCAAUUGAAUAUGUUGUUUCAUAAUAAAAUGUAAAAUGUUG
Molecule: messenger RNA, 5356 nt
Organism: Haliotis rufescens (red abalone)
Lineage: Eukaryota; Metazoa; Mollusca; Gastropoda; Lepetellida; Haliotidae
Product: piwi-like protein 1
Exons: 21
Coding region: 163-2961 (932 amino acids)
Biological process (GO): regulatory ncRNA-mediated gene silencing
Cellular component (GO): P granule
Molecular function (GO): piRNA binding; protein binding
Source: RefSeq, a predicted model, not a curated record